Setaria italica (foxtail millet) is the source of this 2249-nucleotide messenger RNA. Its product is annotated as sulfite exporter TauE/SafE family protein 4. The record is from RefSeq and is a predicted model, not a curated record. Lineage: Eukaryota; Viridiplantae; Streptophyta; Magnoliopsida; Poales; Poaceae. Bases 7 to 1719 code for a protein of 570 amino acids. Gene Ontology annotation, cellular component: Cul4A-RING E3 ubiquitin ligase complex; membrane. Gene Ontology annotation, biological process: protein ubiquitination. The transcript is spliced from 12 exons.
UCGGCGAUGCCAAAAUCCAAACGCGCCUCCUCCUCGUGCCUCGCUCCUCAAUCUCCCACGGGCCGCGAUCGAUCUCGACCCCUCCUCAUCCGCACCCGCCUCGCUUUGCGUCCUGCUGGCACGGCCGCCGCCUAUAAAGGAGCGGGGCGGAGGCGGGCGCCCGCCAUUCCCCUCUCCCUAUCUUCCCCUCUCCCCCUUCGCCGUCUUCCUCAAAUUCUCUCCGCAUUUCCUCCGCUCGUGGAAGGUGCUGCUGCUGCUGCCGUCGCCGCGCGCGGCGCCUGCAUGGUGAUGGAGGGGAACGCGGGCACACUCUACGGCCGCCUCAACAGGGCCAGCACGCGGGGGUUCCUCGCCUACGUCGCCGCGGGGGCCGCCUGCGCGGCCGUCCUCGCCUGCUUCGUCCUCUCCGCCGCGGACCCGCGCGCCGCCGCCGGGCGCAACGAUGGGCUGCUACGCCUGGCCUCCCGCUCCGCGCGCGUCUGGCCCGACCUCGCGUUCAACUGGCGGGUGGUGGUGGCCACCGUUAUUGGGUUCCUCGGCUCCGCGUUCGGCACCGUAGGCGGCGUCGGCGGUGGAGGGAUCUUCGUGCCCAUGCUCAACCUCGUCGUUGGCUUCGACACCAAGUCCGCCGCCGCGCUCUCCAAAUGCAUGAUCAUGGGGGCUUCGGCGUCGUCCGUGUGGUACAACCUCCAGGUGUCGCACCCGACCAAGGAGGCGCCCGUCAUCGACUACAAGCUGGCGCUGCUCUUCCAGCCCAUGCUCAUGGUCGGCAUCACCAUCGGCGUCGAGCUCAGCGUCGUCUUCCCCUACUGGCUCAUCACCGUCCUCAUCAUAAUCCUCUUCGUAGGCACUUCGUCCAGGUCGUUCUACAAGGGAAUUAUCAUGUGGAGGGAGGAGACCAUGAUUCUGAUGGAGACACGUGAGAGAGAAGAGCAAUCAAAGGCUGCCUGUGCCGCAAAUGAUGUGGUCAUUGACCCUAGCUAUGAGCCCCUCUUGACUCAGCCUCAGCCCAAGGUGAAGUCUGCAUUGGAGACUUUUCUGUUCAAUUUGAGGUGGAAGAAUAUCCUAGUUCUAAUGUCUGUCUGGUCAUUUUUCUUGGUGCUGCAAGUUCUCAAGAAUAAUUCAAAAUCAUGCAGCACUUUCUACUGGGUGAUCAACAUUCUACAGGUUCCGGUUGCGGUGAGUGUGUUCCUGUGGGAGGCUGUGAAGCUAUGCAGGGAAAGCCGUGCUCGCCGUAUGAACGGAAACUCAGAGUGUGUGUGUGAGGCCUCUAUUGAGUGGUCACCAGCACAACUGAUGUUCUGCGCCUUCUGUGGUCUCCUUGGCGGGACUGUUGGUGGUCUUCUUGGAUCUGGUGGUGGGUUCAUCCUUGGCCCACUUCUUCUUGAGCUCGGUUGCAUACCUCAGGUUGCAAGUGCAACAGCAACAUUUGUGAUGAUGUUCUCCUCCUCCCUCUCUGUGGUGGAGUUCUAUUUCCUGCACAGAUUCCCCAUCCCUUUUGCUGCCUAUCUCAUCUUCGUUUCCAUACUGGCUGGAUUUUGGGGUCAGUGCUUGGUUAGGAAGAUUGUGCACGUGCUCAAGAGGGCAUCGCUGAUUGUCUUCAUCCUCUCCUCUGUCAUCUUCGCCAGUGCUCUUACAAUGGGAGUUGUUGGGACCCGGAAGAGCAUUUCGAUGAUCAACAACCACGAAUACAUGGGGUUCCUCGACUUCUGCAAGUAACUCUACACAGCAUCAGACUGUUGAUACAUCCGGGAGAGUCCAGGCCAAUACCUAAUUGACCUAAUCUCCCCCAAAAGUUUAGAACAAUAAAGUCGUCAAGAGUGCACGCAGAUUGUCUCCUCGCUAACCUGCACGCAUCUUGCCCGACAGAAGAGUCCUAGUAGUAAAUUCAGGUUGGGUUAGCUCCUGGCUAACCCGACAGACCGUAUGCGUCGGUCUAGUGGGACUGUGGGAGUAGUUGGCAAAGGUCUUGUCAUGUCAUGUCACGCGUGUGUUAGCUCCUGGCUAACCUGCGAAUGCGUGUGUCGGUCUUGGUUUUGUCACGUCUGCGUUAGCUCCUGGCUAACCAGUCAGUUAGUAUUUGUCGUCCAUUCUUGUGCUAGCUCCAGGCUAGCCUGCAGAAGUCCGAAUAUUUUGUCGCAUGGAACACUGUAAAUAUCAACCAAUUGGCGUUCUGUCAGUGCAGCUGAAAGCGUUUCCAGCCGUGCUGAACUGUGGUGUAUGUAUAUUUGCAAUUUUGAAUUUGAAUC